UCUGGGAAUGCCCAGCCUCAAUCUUCUGGAGUUACACAAGAAAAUGAUGACCUUUCAGCAAAGCUGAAAGACGUCGAAUCAAUGCUGGCAAUGACGGACGAAUGGUUCCAAACUGAAAAAGAUAAACGGAUUAAGGCUGAGAACGACUGUAAGAAGUUCCAAGUUUACAUUACUCACCUAGAACAGGGACUGGAUCAUUACCAGAAUACUACAGAGGCCAGUCAGAAAAACGUGGAAACUCUACAAGGGCACCUGUGGCAAAGUGAACGCUUUUGUGAAGAUCUCCAAAGACGGUUAGACCACGAAUCGCGGCUGAGAUUCAAGCUACAACAGGAGAAGAAAAACAAGCCAAACGGCUCCAUUUGUGAGAAAUUAAGGAUAGAAAUUCAUGAACUAGAACAGGGCUUGGAUUAUUACCAGAAUAAGGUAGAAAAGUUUGAAAAAGAUGUGCAGGAUUUACAAAAUCAGCUUCUGGAAAAGGAAGCGUUGUGUGAAAAUCUGCAGCUGAGAUUAGAACAGGAGUCCCAGCUGAGAGUCCAGCUAGAGCAGGAACAGAAAAUCAGUUUGGACAAAGAUUUAGUUAAUGAGAGCUUUAACACAGAGAUGAGUGAUCUUAAAAAACUGAACCUAGAUCUUUUGGAGGAGUUACAUAUGUUCAAGUCUAGGAAAACUGAGGCAGAGGAGAAGCUUUCUAAAGAGCUGGAGCUCUUAAAACUCCAGCUGCAAGAAAAAACCUCUCUCUGUGAAAAGUUUGAAGUUAGUUUUUCUGAAGAAAAUCGGCUGAGACUGAACCAGCAAGCUGAACUGGACAAACACAGAGAUCUCAUCAGUCAGAACUCUGGUUUCAAACAGGAGAUCCUGGAGUUGAAACAGAGUAACUCUGAACUCAGAGAGGCGAUUGACAAAAUCAACUCUGAGAAGGUUGAGUCAGACCUGAAGUUGGAUCAGGAGCUGCAGACAGUUAAAAAGCAGCUUGAAGAGGAAAGUAAGAUCAGACUAAGUUUGGAAUCUGAGCUGGCCAAAAGCAAAGAGACUGCUAGACGUAACGAGCAGCUGAUGACCAGACUUGGAUCUAUGAAGAAAAGAGAGACCGAACUCCACGGCGUAAUCUUAGAUCUUCAGCUCGAACAAAUGAAAACUAACGCGCAGCAUGAGGAACAGUUACAGACCCUCAAACAGCAGCUCGAAGAAAGAAUUAGACCUGAGGUUCAACCUGGUUCUGAAAUAAGAUCUCAGGAACCAGAGACAUCUGUGGAAGGUCUGGAGACAGAUCCUCAUGACGACUGUCAGACGGGAACAGAAGUUAGUUCACCGACUGAAUUAUUGGAACAGUCAGAUUCAGAGGAAGUGAGCCAACGUCUCCACGGAAGUGACUCUUUACCCGUAGAGGACUGUAGCCCAAAAGAAGAGCUUCCACAAACAGCCGACGGAAAUCAGGAAACCAUUUCUAUGUGGAGGCGCUUCAAAAAGUUCCUUACACCUGCAUGUUUACGGAAACACAAAGGCAGGUCUUAAAUUCAUCACACACACACACACCCCUCCCCCAACACCCCCCCCCCCCCGUGAUUAGGUUACAUAGAGACUAGACUGUCCCUGGAUGUGAGUCACCAAACAACUCCCCCUCCCUCUUAGAGCACACACCCAGAAAAAAAAGGGGCUGCAUGGAGAAGAUGUUGACACUUUUGUCUUGCAGUGAGGUUGCUAGUUAGAAUCCUGACAGGCACCUUUCUUUAUGACGUCGGCAUUUUCUCUUUCAUGUAUGCGUGGGUUUACUCCGGGCGCUCCGGUUCCCCCCACACACGCGUGUUUAGGGUUAAUUAGUGACCCUAAAACGUUUCUAGCUAGCAUUGUACUGCCAACCACUAAACCUUAUCCAUGUUCUGUUGUAAACGUAACUCAUUUACUUUUAACAUAGAAACUACUCCUAGUCCAGCUCAUCUGUUUAAUAUUUGACAACUAAUCUGAAUUUAAACCAGUCAUCGCAUCACCAAAACCUUAUCUGAGAAAUAAACAAGACACUCCACACCCCAAUCACACACACAAGAUAAAAAACGGGACAUCAUGGUGGCACAGUGGGUAGCGCUGUUGCCU
Nothobranchius furzeri (turquoise killifish) is the source of this 2091-nucleotide messenger RNA. Lineage: Eukaryota; Metazoa; Chordata; Actinopteri; Cyprinodontiformes; Nothobranchiidae. The record is from RefSeq and is a predicted model, not a curated record.